Molecule: messenger RNA, 895 nt
Organism: Mus pahari (shrew mouse)
Lineage: Eukaryota; Metazoa; Chordata; Mammalia; Rodentia; Muridae
Gene: Klk6
Product: kallikrein related peptidase 6
Exons: 7
Coding region: 96-860 (254 amino acids)
Biological process (GO): proteolysis
Molecular function (GO): serine-type endopeptidase activity
Source: RefSeq, a predicted model, not a curated record
GGAGGUCUUCAGCACCCACAGAGGGACUUACAGGUAGGUGGUGUCAUUUCCCCCUCACCUGAGUGCUGGCAGGUCCGCUGCUGGCCACCAGCAGGAUGCCCAUCAUGAAGAUGCUGACAAUGAAGAUGCUGACCCUGUGCUUGGUUCUUGCUAAAUCAGCCUGGUCGGAGGAGCAGGAGAAGGUGGUUCAUGGAGGCCCCUGUUUGAAGGACUCCCACCCUUUCCAGGCCGCCCUCUACACCUCGGGUCACCUGCUGUGUGGUGGGGUCCUCAUUGGCCCACAGUGGGUGCUGACAGCCGCCCACUGCAAGAAACCGAAUCUGGAGGUGAGCUUGGGGAAACACAAUCUACGGCAAACAGAGACUUUCCAAAGACAAAUCUCCGUGGACAGGACUAUUACCCAUCCCCUCUACAACCCCACGACCCAUGACAAUGACAUCAUGAUGGUGCAUCUGAAAAACCCAGUCAAAUUCUCUAAAAAGAUCCAGCCUAUGCCCUUGAAGAAAGACUGCUUUGAGGAGAAUCCCCACUGUCAGAUUCUUGGCUGGGGCAAGAUGGAAAACGGUGACUUCCCAGAUACCAUUCAGUGUGCUGACGUCCAGCUGGUGUCCCGGGAGGAGUGUGAACGUGCCUACCCUGGCAAGAUCACCCGGAGCAUGGUGUGCGCAGGCGACAGCAAAGAAGGCAACGAUUCCUGUCAGGGUGAUUCCGGAGGUCCCCUAGUAUGUGGGGGUCACCUCCGAGGGCUCGUGUCAUGGGGUGACAUGCCCUGUGGAUCAAAGAAGAAGCCAGGUGUUUACACUGAUAUCUGCACUCAUGUCAGAUGGAUCCAGAACAACCUCAGAAGCAAGUGGCUGUGACAUGAGACAUCCAGUUCUCACCCACGACGCCGCUG